CUGUCUGUGAGAAGUGUUUUUGGAUUUUUUUUUUAAACUUUAAUCAUUAAUAACGUGACAUAGCGGAUGAAAUGUUAAGUGAACCUGAUAUGGGCAUGGUCGGGUAUAUACACAUACACACAUACUCAAAACAAACAAUUAUUGUGCAAUAGUAAUAAUAAUAGUUUAUUGUAGUUAACAUAGAAACAUAGAAAAUAGGUGCAGAAGUAGGCCAUUCGGCCCUUCGAGCCUGCACAUUCAAUAUGAUCAUGGCUGAUCAUCUAACUCGGUAUCCCAUACCUGCCUUCUCUCAAUACCCCCUGAUCCCUUUAGCCACAAGGGCCACAUCUAACUCUCUCUUAAAUAUAGCCAAUGAACUGGCCUCAACUACCUUCUGCAGGAGAGAAUUCCAGAGAUUCACCACUCUCUGUGUGAAAAAAGUUUUCCUCAUCUCAGUCCUAAAGGAUUUCCCCCUUAUCCUUAAACUGUGACCCCUUAUUAUGGACUUCCCCAACAUCGGGAACAAUCUUCCUGCAUCUAGCCUGUCCAGCCCCUUAAGAAUUAUGUAAGUUUCUAUAAGAUCCCCCCCCCCCCCCCUCAAUCUUCUAAGUUCUAGCGAGUACAAACCGAGUCUAUCCAGUCUUUCUUCAUAUGAUGGUCCUGACAUCCCAGGAAUCAGUCUGGUGAACCUUCUCUGUACUCCCUCUAUGGCAAGAAUGUAUUUCCUCAGAUUAGGAGACCAAAACUGUACGCAAUACUACAGGUGUGGUCUCACCAAGACCCUGUACAACUGCAGUAGAAUCUCCCUGCUCCUAUACUCAAAUCCUUUUGCUAUGAAUGCUAACAUACCAUUCGCCUUCUUCACUGCCUGCUGCAUCUGCAUGCCUACUUUUAAUGACUGGUGUACCAUGACACCCAGGUCUCGUUGCAUCUCCCCCUUUCCUAAUCAGCCACCAUUCAGAUAAUAAUCUACUUUAAUGUUUUUGCCACCAAAGUGGAUAUCCUCACAUUUAUCCACAUUAUACUGCAUCUGCCAUGCAUUUGCCCACUCACCCAGCCUAUCCAAGUCACCUUGCAACCUCCUAGCAUCCUCCUCACAGCUAACACUGCCCCCCAGCUUCGUGUCUUACGCAAACUUGGAGAUGUUGCAUUCAAUUCCCACGUCCAAAUCAUUAAUAUAUAUCGUAAAUAGCUGGGGUCCCAGAACUGAACCUUGCGGUACCCCACUAGUCACUGCUUAUGUUCAGAGCUUAUGUGAGUUUGUAGUGUUUACUAGCCUCAUGGCUGUAAGGAAGAAGCUGUCCCUGUUUCUAUGCAAGAUCUCUAAACUAAACUAUGUUAAUCUACACAGGACAUGGGAAAGGUAUUAAAUUAGUACUUUGCAUCAAGAUUCACUAAGAGAAGGACAUGCGAGCUGGGAGAGGGAUCUUGUGGGCUGAGGCAGUAUGAGAUCAAGAAGGGUAUGGGGCUGGGUGUUUUGAAGAGCAUUAAGGUGGACAUGUCUUCAGAUUAUGAUUGGAUCUAUCGCAGGUUAUUAAAAGAAGCAAAACAGGAGAAUACUGAGGCCCAGAUGCAGAUCUUUGCAUCCUCACUGUAAACAGUCCAGGCCCUGGAGGAUUGGAGAGCAGCGAAUAUAGUUUGUUCAAAAGAGGAAAUAGAGAUAAUUCUGGACCCUGGAGCACCCAACUUUGUUAAUAACCCUCCUCUUUAUUUCUAAAAGGACCAUGGCGGUUGCACAGUAUUUUAUGAAGGCAGAAGCUGCCAACAAGAUUGGAAAGCAUCUCUCAAAACAGGUCAAAGCUGUGGAGUCGCUGGCCAGCAAACUGACCAGAAUCGGGAACAGAGCCCCGAAUAAAGCAGAUGUUGAUGUGAUCCAGUGGCUGGUCCAGAAAGCACACUGUGAAGCAAAGGAGGCCUAUGGCAUGGCUGUUGGCUAUCUGAGAGAGGUUCAAUCAGUCUGUGAGAACCUAAUGGAAGAGAAAGGCAGAAUACAAGAAGAGAUGAAACGGAAGAAACAGGAACUGAGCGCUUUACAAGGACAGCUUCCAACCAUGAGAGAGGAGAAGACCAAGCAAAAACGUUACAUGCGUAGCUUAAGAGAGCCACUGAGAGUGGCAGAGAGAGCAUUGGAGAGACAAAGGGAACAUGAGAGGUCUAUGGAAAUUGCAAGGAAUGUAAGCAUUGGGAUAAUGUUUAUUCCCAUUAUUGGCACCAUAGCAGGAGGUAUAUCUGCCAUUGCUUGUGAAGUCAGCAGAGCUGAGGCAGAGGACAAUUGUCGAUCGCUUCGUGAAGAAGUGCGGAGAGGAGAGGAGAAAGUUUCAAAAUGUUCAUCAGAUCUGCAAUCUUGUAUCUCGCGCAUAGAGAAGGUGAGAAACGCGAUUCGCCAGACUAAAAAAAGAAUACAAGCUGUGGACGAUCAACUGAACAUGCAGCAAGAGCGACUGGAAUAUUUCUUCGCUAUAGAUUGCCAGCUGAAACAUGGAACACUCAGUAUGAACACACUGCUCGGGAAAGUAGAAGUGCUGGAAUGGCGCAGUGAGAAAUUCCUGAAUCUGGAUGCUCUGAACAUUGUUGUACAGGACGUAAUUGCCCACAUAUUAAAGCUGCCUAACCUGCUACAGGGGAAGAUUCUGCAUUUGGAACCAUACACUGUUAACAUGCUGACAACCUUCAGUGAUCAGCUGAGGGCGAUUGAGUGGUCAGAUUCAGAUCUCAGCGAAUGGUCCUAAUGCCAAUGAGCAGGGCAACUGUGUGCACUGGAUUGUGCCACACGGCACUGUGUCACUGAAGGCAACUGAUAUGAUCAACGUUUUCUCAUUCCUCUCUCUCUUUCUGUCCCUGUGGUUCGUGAUUGGUUAUAUUUUGAAGGCAUUGAGUCAUCCAGCACAGAAACAGGCCCUUUCGGGUUAGGCCAACCACAGCCCACCCGUUUACAAUGACCCUGCAUUAACCUCAUUUAUUGUUCCUCCCACAUUUCCACAAAACUCCGUGUCACUGCAGUGAUAUGAUCAAAGUUUUCUUAUUCGACCCUCUCUCUCUGACCUCGGGUCCCUAAUGCCAUGUUAUCUUCACAGGUCAUUGAGGCACCGAGUCUAGGCCAACCAUUUACAAUAAUCAUGAUUUUUUAAAUUUUUCCCGAAUCCCCACCACCUCCCCACAAAUUCUCCUACACUCACACACACUCACACACUCCCACACAACCCGGGUUUCUGGCACAUAUCUAUAUUACUAAAAGUCUGUUCUUGACCGGUUUUGGCUUUCUGUGCUACGAUUUCCGAGAGUACGCCGCCACCUACGGCCAUCAUUUUUGGCCACCUCGCUCAGAGCCCCACUCCGCCGCAUGUGUGCGGAGGAUUUAAGCCAUCGAUGAAAAUUGACAGAGGUAUUAAUGUUUUUACAAAAUUCGCCAUUCUCUCUGCUGCCCCUGCUGGAGGGAAAGGGAGGAAUUAUAAAACCCCCCCCUCUCCCCCCCCCCCUCUUUUUCUCUCCCCCCUCUUUUUCUCUCCCUCUCCCCUCCUCCCCUCAAUUAGCGUGAGUGCGGGGGGGGGGGGGGGGAUGUUAGUGUGUGACGCUGCACGCCGCCUC
Molecule: messenger RNA, 3564 nt
Organism: Leucoraja erinaceus (little skate)
Lineage: Eukaryota; Metazoa; Chordata; Chondrichthyes; Rajiformes; Rajidae
Exons: 2
Coding region: 1704-2708 (334 amino acids)
Source: RefSeq, a predicted model, not a curated record